Acromyrmex echinatior (Panamanian leafcutter ant) is the source of this 258-nucleotide messenger RNA. Its product is annotated as selenoprotein M-like. NCBI's taxonomy places the organism in Eukaryota, Metazoa, Arthropoda, Insecta, Hymenoptera, Formicidae. The record is from RefSeq and is a predicted model, not a curated record.
GUCAAUGAUCUAAAAAGACCAAUAACAAACUACAAGCAACAUUUUCCGCUUUCCAUUAAACAUCAAACAUGGCAGCCACCGUAAUUUUUAGUUCCUUCGUACUCGUGUUUACACUUACACUUUCCUUUGUUUCUGUCGCAAAUUCUACGGAUAGUUAUUACACGUCUGCGAGAGUUGAGAGCUGUAGUGGUUGCUCACUUAAUCGACUGCCAGAUGUCAAGCAAUUCAUUUUCGAGGACCUACCACAAUAGUAUCCUU